Melospiza melodia melodia is the source of this 2378-nucleotide messenger RNA. RefSeq names its product POU class 1 homeobox 1 (gene POU1F1). The transcript is spliced from 6 exons. The record is from RefSeq and is a predicted model, not a curated record. The coding region runs from base 1 to 972 and encodes 323 amino acids. Gene Ontology annotation, biological process: regulation of transcription by RNA polymerase II. NCBI's taxonomy places the organism in Eukaryota, Metazoa, Chordata, Aves, Passeriformes, Passerellidae. Gene Ontology annotation, molecular function: RNA polymerase II cis-regulatory region sequence-specific DNA binding; DNA-binding transcription factor activity, RNA polymerase II-specific.
AUGAGCUGCCAAGCAUUUGCUUCCUCAGACACCUUUGUGCCCUUGAAUUCUGACUCUUCUCCCUCCCUGCCUCUGAUAAUGCACCACAGCGCUGCAGAGUGCCUGCAGGUCUCCAACCACACCACCAAUGUUGUGUCUACAGUCCCGUCUGUUUUCUCUUUGCUCCCAACUCGUGCGUGUCCGUGCGUUGGCUUUGCCGCGACGACGCCGGGACACCCUUGGCCAGGCCUGCACUACUCCGUGCCCUCCUGCCACUAUGGGAAUCAACCUUCCACCUAUGGGGUGAUGGCAGGUGGCCUGACGCCCUGCCUGUACAAGUUCCCGGAGCACGCGCUGGGUGCCAGCUCCUGUGCCCUGGGCCACGGCUUCGCGGCGCUGCCCCAGCCCCUGCUCACGGAGGAGCCCGCCGAGUUCAAGCAGGAGCUCCGCAGGAAGAGCAAGCCCGCCGAGGAGCCCGUGGACAUGGACUCCCCCGAGAUCAGGGAGCUGGAGAAAUUCGCCAACGAGUUCAAGCUGCGGAGAAUCAAGCUGGGUUAUACACAAACCAACGUUGGAGAAGCCCUGGCUGCUGUGCAUGGCUCCGAGUUCAGCCAGACGACGAUUUGCCGCUUUGAGAACUUGCAGCUGAGCUUCAAGAACGCCUGCAAACUGAAAUCCAUCCUGUCCAAGUGGCUGGAGGAAGCAGAACAAGUGGGAGCUUUGUACAAUGAAAAAGUUGGGGUGAAUGAACGGAAGAGGAAGCGCAGAACCACCAUAAGCAUCGCUGCCAAGGAAGCCCUGGAGAGGCACUUUGGAGAACAAAGUAAACCAUCUUCUCAGGAAAUCAUGAGGAUGGCUGAGGGGCUCAAUCUUGAGAAGGAAGUCGUGAGAGUUUGGUUUUGCAAUAGAAGACAAAGGGAAAAAAGAGUGAAGACCAGUCUACACCAGAAUGCCUUCAGUUCUAUUAUCAAGGAGCACCACGAAUGCCGGUGAAGCUUUUCCACGCACACAUGUGGAUUUCUCUUUUGCUUUUUGUAAAUGUUGUAAAUACUGUGUUGUUAAAAAAGAGAAAAAUCAGUAAACCCCUCAUUCCUCCUCCAUGCUACCAGCAGCUGUAGCAUGGGAAGGAUUUUGCUGUCAUUAGUUAAGGCACUGUGAGCUCACCAGGACAGAGGUGUCACACUGCUUCUACUGCAUGCUGUGUCUCAGCCCAACAUUUGUAAAGCAGAAGUGGCUUGGAUAAUGCUUGUUAUCAAAGGUAAUUCUUGCUAAUUUGUUAUGUGCCUCAAAGUUUGUUUUGGGUAGGCUUAGCUAUAAAAACAGGAAUACAGUUUAUCUGACCUCAGGACUUUGUGGCCUGAGGGGAAGAAAAAGAGUUUUAUUACAUUGGUCUUUCUCUGCAUUGUACUUUCUUCUGAUUAAAACCAUGUGUGGACAUACUUACACCAGAGGUGGUGUGUUAAGCUAAAAAAGUACACAAAAUAAGAAUUUAUUGCACUGCACAUUCCCUCUCUAUUACACCCCACUAAUUGAAAAUAAUCCCUUAUUUGUCAUCCUCCUGCCUAGAGAUAAUCGAGGGGAAAAAAAUACCACUGCCAGAGCUCCACCUAUCAGGGAGGCACUGAGAAAACUGAAUUAAUGACUGUAGUACUCACCAGGGAUAGAUUAUCCAGCCAUCUCAUCAGCCCUGCUCAUUGUUAUGGGAAUUAGCCCAUUACCAUAUAAGUAUUUUGACUGUUUUCCCAGGACUGAAAUUAAGUGAGUACACGCAAGUAGUCCUGGCCAGAUGCAUUUUAUUUUUCCAUAAAACAAACCUGAUGAUUUAGAAAAUGUCUCUAUAAUAGGCCCACAUAAAGCCAGAGGAGUUUAAUGUUCAAGACCACUUAGAAGCAGCAUGUACAAGUUAAGUGCUCACUCUCCAGUGCACAUUAAAUUAUCUCUGAUACUUAUUACAGUGACCGUAAGCAUACUCACCAAUGGAAAUCAGGCUCCUGGAUUUCUAAAAAUCCACAUUUUUAUGGAUGAAUGCACCACUCUAAGCCCUUAACUGAGAAGAAAACUUCAAUUUAAUAACUCAAAGGGGACAAACUGUGGCUGUGUACUCCCUUCAGGCAGCUUUCAUCACUAGCAUAGCUCAUUGCUAUAGCAGAGACCAAGGUGCAUACUUUUAUCCACCACAGGUUACCAGCAGGUCAUGAACUUCACAAAAAAAAAGUUCAGCUGAGAGGAUCAGCACUCAGCAAAGGUGGUGGCAUGCACUGGUGUGUCUUUCAUGUGAUGUGGUCAAAUUUUAUGCGUGUUGGAAUCACUAUCUGGUAUAUAUAGAACUUUAUUUAUAUUCUAAAUUAUUUUCUUAAUUAUAAAAGGUUUCCUAGAAAUGCUAUCAGCUUGUACUUCCC